Messenger RNA from Ochlerotatus camptorhynchus, 1350 nucleotides. Its product is annotated as chromobox protein homolog 1-like. NCBI's taxonomy places the organism in Eukaryota, Metazoa, Arthropoda, Insecta, Diptera, Culicidae. The record is from RefSeq and is a predicted model, not a curated record. The transcript has 5 exons. Gene Ontology annotation, molecular function: chromatin binding. Gene Ontology annotation, biological process: chromatin organization; negative regulation of transcription by RNA polymerase II. Gene Ontology annotation, cellular component: nucleus; pericentric heterochromatin. Bases 180 to 752 code for a protein of 190 amino acids.
CCCCGUGCGGUAGAAGCAUCAAAAAGUGAACAGUUCCGAUAUUCAUAGAUUCCUGAUAAAAUCCUAACUUUGAGUUUGUAAAUCAGUAAUCACAAGAUACAGUGCUUAGUCCGGCAGCCGGUGCACUUGGAAUUAAUCUCAGAAGGUUUUAAUUUCAGCAAACUUUAUCAGUGACAAUCAUGAGCAAGAAAACACCCGCAAAGAACGACGGACCCGUUGAAGAAGCCGGGGAAUUCUCCGUUGAAAAGGUUGUCGACCGGCGAGUUGUGAAUGGAAAGGUUGAGUAUUAUCUCAAAUGGAAGGGAUAUCCAUCCAGUGAAAAUUCUUGGGAACCAGAAGAGAAUGUAGACUGUCCUGAUUUGGUCCAAGCUUUUGAAGAAACAAGAAAAAAGAAAGAGAAGGAAGGUUUAUUACCAAAUACAGCGAAAGAGGAAGGCUCGAGCAAGAAAGGACGUAAGUCGACGGCAUCUACAGAUGACAAGGCACCCGCAGCAAAAAGAAAGUCGACUGGUGGUGAAGACAAAAAGAUAGGAUUCGAUCGAGGUCUAGAACCAGAAGAAAUUCUUGGUGCCACUGAUCACAACGGACAACUAAUGUUCUUGAUGAAGUGGAAAGAUGCAGCCAACGCUGAUCUCGUGCCAGCCAAGCAAGCAAAUGUCAAGUGUCCGCAAGUUGUAAUCAAAUUCUACGAAUCACGCCUGACAUGGCAAACGUCUGAGAAGAAGAAUGAUUCGAAAGAUGAUUACGCCUAAACAAGUAUCAAAUAUUAUAGAAGCAGUUUAAUGAUAAGAGUAUCGGUAAAGUGAAUCUAUUUUAAGUAUCUCCGUUUUUCUGUAAUUUCACAAAGCAGCCAACAUUUGAACCAUUUGACACACUUUUUAGGUGACCUAGGAUCACCAAUCAAGUGAUUUUCAAUAGUAGUUUGACUUGCAGCAAAACGAUGUUUAUUUAUACAUUAAUGAGCUAGACAGAUUAUUUUCUUCAAAUAUUAUUCCUACAUCCAGGCGACCAGAAAUUUUGUUAUUUUAGGUAGUUUUUUUUAUCUCUAUGAUAUAAAUGCGUUAUUUUAUACGAAGUCGAAUUAUCAAAACAUACAGUUUGCGGUUGAUAUAAUACUGUUUAAUAUCGAACAUGGCCGGCGAAAUGUGUAUAAUUUUUUUUGCAACAAUUACAAUUAACUCGUAUCAGAAUGGAAACACUUGCCCUCAAAUCGUUUAAUCUUGUAUGAGUAAAGCUACAUUUGUGGAACCAGAAUGGCGGAAAUCAUUGUGUUUGUCUAUGAGGAAUACAAACCUAAAUUGUAUGUAAGGAAAUGAACAUUUAAAUACUAAUAUCAAUAAAAAUCAAUAA